AUGGGGGGCCACAGGAGUGUGCGGAAGCAGAGGCGAGUGGGAGACGGAAUCCGCGAGUGGAGCCUGAACGGGCAAAGCACAGAGGUGGUGGGCAUCUGCAAGUACCCGUACUUGUGGAACGACCGAGCGCCGACGGUUUUGGAGGACGGCGUCAUUUUCUUGCUCAAAGACGCCCGGGACCAAUCACAUAAAGUGCCGCUGAGCCUCUUCCCUAUGUUCCUGCGACCCGAACUGCACAAGGUACGAGCUGUCAUCGAGGCCUUCUCCGACGAAGGCGCCCUCGUGCGCAGCGAUCACGAAGCCGCCGGCGUGGGCUUCCUCAAAGAGACUGGACCAUGCACCGCACUAGACCUCACCGUCACAGUCGCACUCGGAAAAGCCGGCACCGCGAAGACCAACUACAUCCUCGACCGUUGGGAAUGA
Molecule: messenger RNA, 423 nt
Organism: Gregarina niphandrodes
Lineage: Eukaryota; Apicomplexa; Conoidasida; Eugregarinorida; Gregarinidae
Exons: 2
Coding region: 1-423 (140 amino acids)
Source: RefSeq, a predicted model, not a curated record